Ceratina calcarata is the source of this 626-nucleotide messenger RNA. RefSeq lists its product as uncharacterized. The transcript is spliced from 2 exons. The coding region runs from base 126 to 431 and encodes 101 amino acids. The record is from RefSeq and is a predicted model, not a curated record. Lineage: Eukaryota; Metazoa; Arthropoda; Insecta; Hymenoptera; Apidae.
GCAAACACUUCGAUCGAUAUCAUUCAGGCUGAUUCCGUUUGGUUCCGUUGCUAAAGACACUUGGGAAUAUCGAUGUCACGUAUAUCGUGUAAACACUGGAAACGAGUUUGGUUGAUCGAACGAACAUGACGUCGAACGAAAGGCGAUGUUUCUCUGCCCCGACCGCGUUCAGGCACAAGGCGUACGAGCAACACCGUUUUAAAGUGGAACACGCUACGUGCGCGAUCGACGUGAAUCCACCGCGAAGUAGACCGCACGUGAUUCGCAACGCGAAGGGAUUGCAAAUCGAAAGAGAGAAGCAAGAACGUAUAAUGAGAGAGAAUUUCAUACUUCUAAAAAAAUUGCGCGACAUCAUGCACCGGAAACCACCCACAGAUGAAACCGCACACAGAUUGAAAUGGGUCGAAUCCAAAUGCAUUCGAACUCGUUGAUACAAAUUACAAAUUGGUUGAUAUUAUACCAUCAUACAAAUACCAUCGUGCCUCUCUUUUCUACAGUUGCAGCUUUUUGUUUCGAUAUUAUUGUCGUAGUCGCAUUUCUUAAAAAUACAGUGAGAAUUUUUAUCCACUUUCGUCGUGUGUAAGUCGUUUACAUAUUUAUACCUUUUUAAUAAACAAGCGAAUAUA